Cutaneotrichosporon cavernicola is the source of this 693-nucleotide messenger RNA. RefSeq lists its product as uncharacterized. The coding region runs from base 1 to 693 and encodes 230 amino acids. The record is from RefSeq and is a predicted model, not a curated record. The transcript has 5 exons. Lineage: Eukaryota; Fungi; Basidiomycota; Tremellomycetes; Trichosporonales; Trichosporonaceae.
AUGGCUCCCGCAACCGGACCCCAGCUCGACAUCAUGUACCGGAUCCUCGCUGCGCUCACCAACGAGGGAAUUGAGUAUAAAUCAUCCACCGAUUUCUUCAACGACCUCUUAACAAACCUGGAGCCGUUCUACCCCUUCUUGAAAGACCGUAGCGGCACCGCCUGGAUGCAGGCCGUCCUGGGCACUGGCUCGAUGCCUAAGCCCGGCCCCAGAAAGAUCAAGCACUAUAUUGAAGCCGGAGUGGACCAUACCUUGGCCACUGACAGUGAGCGCAUCGCCGGAAUCGACGUACGCACGCCCUGUGGCUACAUUAGUGGGAACCAGCAGACUCCUCCUCUCGAGGAGAAGUCGUUUUUUGAGAUGUUCAAGAGCCGUUGGAGCCCCAUUCUUUUCACGCCGCUUGAUCUCGAGCUCGCCGCCCGUGUCAUCGCAGCCCGUCGAAGCAUCAACGACCACCGUGAGCCCCACGACGAUGCCUUCUGGGCGUCUGUCCAGAAGCGGUACCACGACACCUUCCCUCGCUUUCUGCGCCACAGUGCGGGCUCGUGGGCUGGCUACUUUUUCCCCCGCAAGGACUUUGAGGCCACCUACGCCGACAAGUACAAGGGCAAGAUCGACAUGUGGCUCCGCACUGACGAGGAUGUCGACGCUCGCGUGACGCCCGAUAUCAUCAUGAGCCGCUUUGCCAUGUAA